AUGAAGUCUGAAUACUAUUCAAUUUUUCCCUCUAUUCUCCUUUACCUUGCCUUGUUUUUCUGGUCAUCAUUGGCAGAUAGUCAUAAUGACUUUGUUCAAUGCUUCUCUCAACAAUCUCCAAACUCCACAUUAAUCGUUUUCACCCAGAACGAUACGUCGUAUCUUUCCGUCCUUAAUUUGUCCAUACAAAAUCCACGGUUCUCUUCUACAUCCACACCAAAACCCCUCGUUAUCAUAACUCCAUUGGAUGCCUCUCAUGUCCAGACCACUAUAUGCUGCUCCAAAAAACAUGGUUUGCAGAUCAGAGUCCGAAGUGGUGGCCACGAUUACGAGGGACUUUCCUACGUGUCUGAUGUCCCAUUCGUUGUGCUCGAUCUCAUCAACCUUCGAUCGGUCAACGUUGACUUUGACGACAAAACUGCAUCGGUUCAAGCUGGAGCAACCAUUGGUGAAGUUUAUUACAAAAUCGCCGAGAACAGUCGAUGUUUAGGGUUUCCUUCCGCUACUGCCAACACCGUAGGUGUUGGAGGACUGUUUAGUGGAGGUGGCUAUGGCGCCAUGCUUAGAAAACACGGCCUCUCAGUUGAUCAUAUCAUUGACGCGCAAUUUGUCAACUUUGAAGGGAGAAUUCUAGAUAGAAAAACUAUGGGAGAAGACCUCUUUUGGGCCAUUCGAGGAGGCGGAGGAGCAAGCUUUGGAGUGAUUAUUUCAUGGAAAAUUAGGCUUGUUUUGGUUCCAAAAACUGUCACUGUAUUCACAGUCAAUAGGAAUUUGGAACAAAAAGUUACAGAGCUUGUUCAUAAAUGGCAGUUUGUGGCAGAAAGAUUCGAGGACGAUUUAUUUAUUUUGGUAAGGUUACAAGCAUUGAUGAGUUCUAAUGGAGUAGGGAAUAGUAACAAUAAAACUAUUCAAGCUUCAUUCAUAUCCUUGUUCCUUGGUGGAGUUGAUCGGCUUCUUCCACUCAUGAAGAGGAGCUUCCCUGAAUUAGGUCUUGUAAGAGAAGAUUGCAAGGAAAUGAGCUGGAUUGAAUCCGUCGUCUACUUCGCCGGAUUCCCAAGUGGAUCUUCUCCGGUGGUUUUGCUUGAUAGAACAACUCCAAUAAAAGUUCCUAUUAAAGGAAAAUCCGACUACGUCAAGGUGCCAAUAUCGGUUGAUGGGUUGGAAGGAAUAUGGAAAAGGUUGUUUGAAGAAAAGGUUGGAAGGACUUUCAUACAAAUGACUCCUUAUGGUGGGAGGAUGAAAGAGAUUCCAGAUUGGGAAACACCAUUCCCUCACAGAGCUGGAAACAUAUACAUGAUUUUAUAUCUUGUAGCUGUUAUUGAAGAAGAAGGGAUUAAUGUUAUAAAUUGGAUUAGAAGGCUUUAUGAUUACAUGACUCCCUAUGUGUCCAAGAAUCCAAGAGAAGCGUAUCUCAAUUAUAGGGACCUUGAUAUAGGGACAAACAACAAUAAUGGCACUACAAGUUAUGCACAAGCAAGUAUUUGGGGUUUGAAGUAUUUCAAAAAUAACUUCAAUAGGUUGCUUCGUGUCAAGAAUAUGAUUGAUCCAACCAAUUUCUUUAGGAAUGAACAAAGCAUUCCUCCUUAUGCUAUAGUGGGAAGUAAAUAAAUAAUGAUA
Humulus lupulus (European hop) is the source of this 1617-nucleotide messenger RNA. Its product is annotated as tetrahydroberberine oxidase-like. Lineage: Eukaryota; Viridiplantae; Streptophyta; Magnoliopsida; Rosales; Cannabaceae. Bases 1 to 1608 code for a protein of 535 amino acids. The transcript has a single exon. The record is from RefSeq and is a predicted model, not a curated record. Gene Ontology annotation, molecular function: FAD binding; oxidoreductase activity.